GGUAUGGCAACUGCGCUUCCAAAUCUUCAAGGUGAUUUGACGGUGUGUUCUAUUUGUUUGGAGCAUUUUAAAUCACCAAGGUAUUUACCCUGCACACAUACAUUCUGUGAAAGAUGUUUAGAGACUCAUAUUAAAUCUUCAUGUAGUGAUUCUGACGGAUUCCAGCUUGGAUUUCUAUGUCCGUUAUGUCGAAUAUUUGUCCCAGCUCCAGGAAAAGUAGGAGAAUUUUCCUCAAAUGAAUGGGCAGAUAAACUGCCAGAAAAUCAAUUUAUAAGAUCCAUCGCAGAAAAAUGUGCAUUUCUGAAUUCAAUUCCGUGCACUCCUUGUAAUUUACAAGGAGAAGAGCAUACGUCGGGCAGUUGGUGUAAAGAUUGCUCCGAACCCAUGUGUGAGAAUUGUUUUCAGAGUCACUUAAAAUUCAGACCCUCUCGUAGUCAUCAGAAAGUGUCUCUGGAUAAAAUAAGUGAUCUUUUACCGCUAACGCAACAACUGGAAAAUUGUGAAGAUCAUGAGGGAAGAAAAUUAGAAUUGUUCUGCGAAACUCAUUUCAAACCAUGUUGUGUCCUUUGUAUAACAAAAGAUCAUAGUUGUUGUAUGAACCUUAAUUCAUUAGAGAUAGUUGCUGAUAAACUAAUGGAAUCUAAGAAAGUCAAGCGUUUGCAAGAGGAUGUAAAUCAGCUUGAAUCCAUUCUUGAAAAAGUCAUUGCUGAAGAAAAGGCUAAUAUGGUUGAUAUUGAUAAUGUACAGGACAAAUUUACCGAAGAAGUUUCCGUGUCAAAAGAGGCAAUCAUAAAGAAUGUUGAAAGAUUGGAAGAAAAACAUUUAAAUGAAAUAGCAAAUGUAUCAAAAGAUGCCAAAGCAAAACUACAGAAGUCAAUAAAUUCUUUAGAACAGCAACAAUGUUAUUUACGUCACUGGAAAGAAGCAACAUUAAAGAAUUUAACAAGCACUGAUUCAUCAAAAUCAGUUUUUGCAUUGUCUUAUGCUAAAUUGGAACAAAUAUGUAAACAUUUGCAAAAAAUUGGAAUUUCAAAGUUCGAAGCCGAAAUCCAAACCACAAUGCAUGACGAUGUUAAAAGUCUUGUUAAUUUAACUUGUCUUUCAAAAAUUACUGCAAAUGAACGACAGAGACCUGUAAAUCUAAAUGAAACAGUUUUAAAAAGUCAAGAAAUUCAAAUGAUAUACGAAUUUAAGAUUGAUGGUGCUGAUUUUAGGGGAGGGUGUUUCUUAAAAAAUGGUGAACUUAUCUUGGCUGACAAUAGAAGAAAAAGACUUAUAAAAUGUAAAGCAGAUGGGACUGUCUUGAAAGAAGUGUCCCUUGAACACUCACCCUGGGACAUGGAACUCUUUGGAGAAAAUCACAUGCAUGUGACACUUGAUGAUGCAAACCAAAUUCUAGUUAUGGAAAUUAAGACUUUUACAGUUGAAAGAAACUUUAACCUCUCAUUCAGGUGUUGUGGAAUAUCGAAAUCAGGUAGUACUAUAGCACUGGGAUCUAAAGACGAAUUACAAGUCCUAAAUAAAAAUUAUGAACCACAGAGAAUUUCGUCUGACUUGUCUUCGGUUUAUGAUGUAGCAAUGGACGCGGAAGAAAAUAUUAUUUACUCUAGUUAUAAUCAAUACAUAGUGAGGAAACAAGACAAAACGGGAUACGUUCUAUUCUCAUAUACACAUGAAAAACUACAACGACCAUAUGGUUUGACACUCGAUAAAUUUGAAAAUAUAUACGUAAACGGCAAAGACAGCAAUAAUAUUCAUAUACUGUCGCCAGCCGGUGAACAGCUCCGGAUUCUGGAAGGAGUACAGCAACCACAGUGCAUAAAAUUUCAGGUAGACGGCAACAAAUUUUUUGUCGGUGAAGAAGAUGGUCGAGUGAAAAUAUUUGAAUUCAUUUAAGCAUAUACCGUAACAAGUACUUCUUCCAUGUGCUUAAUUGAUAAUCAUGAAAUUGUUCAUAAAAAUUGUUUGUUUUGAAAAUAAUAAAUGUGGAAUUUUGACCUAUUUAAACAACAUUUGUGGCAAAAUGUGUAAACCAUCGUAUAAAUUCAUGCUUCUCACUUAAAUCGAUAUGCAAAUACGUGUUCUGUGUAGGAAGAAUUUAUUCAAAUUAGUCUAUUGAUAAAUAAAUUGAUGAUAAAUUGUUGA
Messenger RNA from Saccostrea cuccullata (small rock oyster), 2145 nucleotides. RefSeq lists its product as uncharacterized. The record is from RefSeq and is a predicted model, not a curated record. Gene Ontology annotation, molecular function: zinc ion binding; ubiquitin protein ligase activity. Bases 4 to 1896 code for a protein of 630 amino acids. The transcript has a single exon. NCBI's taxonomy places the organism in Eukaryota, Metazoa, Mollusca, Bivalvia, Ostreida, Ostreidae.